AUGGGCCCGCCCGCUUUUGUUAAUGCGAAUCAGCUACAUGAUACGGGCGCGUUGAAUUCGACGUCCAAAGAUGCUGCGCCAGUGGGCAGGAGAAGGAGUUCAAGCCCGAAUCAUAACGUACAGCAGCAGCAGCAGCAGCAGCAGCAGGGCCAGGCGGCCAGUAGCUCUUCGGCAGCUCUACAGCCACAGCAACAACCGCAACCGCAGCCGCAGCCGCAGCCGCAACGUGUUCCGCCAUUUCUGAACAAGCUGAGAAGCAUGGUCGACGACCCGUCCACCGACUCGCUCAUAACCUGGCAACCCACCGGCCUAACAUUCAUAGUCCCCAACCACGUCCGUUUCGCCAAAGAGGUCCUCCCUCGCUUUUUCAAGCACAACAAUUUCCCUUCCUUCGUCCGACAGCUCAACAUGUACGGCUUCCACAAGGUGCCUUCUUUACAGCAGGGUAGUCUGAAACACGAGCAGGACAUGGAGGUGUGGGAGUUUGAGGAACGACACUUCCAGAGGGAUAGGCCGGAAUUGAUGGGUUUGAUGCAGAGGAAGAAGGGGGGAAAG
Molecule: messenger RNA, 555 nt
Organism: Jaminaea rosea
Lineage: Eukaryota; Fungi; Basidiomycota; Exobasidiomycetes; Microstromatales
Product: winged helix DNA-binding domain-containing protein
Exons: 2
Biological process (GO): regulation of DNA-templated transcription
Molecular function (GO): DNA-binding transcription factor activity; sequence-specific DNA binding
Source: RefSeq, a predicted model, not a curated record